This is a messenger RNA of Phlebotomus papatasi, 2053 nucleotides long. Its product is annotated as osmotic avoidance abnormal protein 3-like. Bases 136 to 1968 code for a protein of 610 amino acids. The transcript is spliced from 3 exons. Gene Ontology annotation, biological process: microtubule-based movement. NCBI's taxonomy places the organism in Eukaryota, Metazoa, Arthropoda, Insecta, Diptera, Psychodidae. Gene Ontology annotation, molecular function: ATP binding; microtubule binding; microtubule motor activity. The record is from RefSeq and is a predicted model, not a curated record.
GGUGGUUUGUGUGAGGGUGGAAUCGAUUUUUCUGUUGACCACGGGUCUGACAUUGUAUGCUCAAUUGUCCUCAAUUCUUAGUGCGCCACAGAAAGACAAACAAACCGGAGUUGUCCUCAGUGAAAAAGUGAAAAAAUGGCGGAAAAUGUGAGAGUUAUUGUUCGUUGUCGUCCGCCAAAUUCACGUGAAAAUGCCGCCAAAAUUGUGGUUCACAUGGAAGAGUGUACAGUUAACCUAGAACAUGCAACGGAUGCUGCAGCUCCAGUAAAACAAUUUCGUUUCGACGGUGUCUACGGUCCAGAAAUCGCUACUGAAGUUCUCUACAAUGACGUCUGCUUCCCUAUCGUCGAAGGCUGUCUAGAGGGUUUCAAUGGGACAAUCUUUGCCUACGGACAGACAGGCUGUGGAAAGAGUUUUACAAUGGGUGGAACCGGUGGUCAAAGAGGAGUUAUAUCCAGGGCACUUGAGCACAUAUUUGAGGCUACUCUUGCAGCUGACUCAGAUACAAAGUAUCUCCUUUUGGUGAGCUACCUAGAGAUAUAUAAUGACACUAUCAGGGAUCUUCUGGCACCACAAACUACACCUGGGGGCCUUCAGUUGCGGGAGACGCCCUCUGGUGAAGUCACCGUCAGUUCCUUAACACGUCAUGCCGUCCGAAGUCCCGCUGAAUGCGAGGAGCUUCUCAAUCGUGGUGCUGCAGCUCGAAUUGUAGGUGCCACACUUAUGAAUGCUGCCAGUAGUCGCAGUCACAGUGUCUUCACCAUUUGCCUGGAACGAAUGCGUGGCCAGGCCAUCCACCGAGGGAAACUCAAUCUAGUGGACUUAGCAGGUAGCGAACGACAACAACGAACAGGGGCUACGGGAAAUCGCCUCAAAGAAGCGACGAAAAUCAAUUUAAGCCUCGCUGCUCUUGGGAAUGUCAUCAGUGCUCUGGCCACUGAUGCAGCUCCCAAGCAUGUACCCUAUCGCGAUUCCAAAUUAACGAGACUGCUGCAGGACUCGCUCGGAGGCAAUACCCGAACUCUCAUGAUAGCCUGCGUAGCUCCAUGUUGGCAGGACUAUGAGGAAACCCUCUCCACACUCAGGUAUGCAUCGCGCGCUAAGCGCAUUGCCAAUAGACCAAAACUCAACGAGGAUCCCAAGGAUACCAUGCUACGGCAGUACAGGGAGGAGAUUGAUCGCCUACGUGCAAUGGUAGAUCAAGGUGAUGGAGGUGCCAAGUUGGCAGCCCUGGAAGCUGAACGGGAUGCUUUAGCAAGGGAUAUUGAAGGCCUACGAGGUCUUUUAGUGGCUGGAAAAGCCGAUGAGGGUGUUCGCGAGAAACGAAGGGAGCGUCAGGCUGUUGCUAGGCGUCGUCAAGCAGACCUAGAAGCUGCUUUGGCGGCAAUUGAAGAGGGAGAAGCCCGUGACGUCAUACACAGUCACUACGAGAACAUCGAAGUAGAACUGCAAGCCAGUAGGGAAGCCCUAAAACAUCGAAAACUCCGGAUUAGAGCCCUUCAGCGCGAAAUUAAUGAUCUACAUGCGGAAUUUCAACUCGAUCGCGCAGACUAUUUGGAGACAAUUCGUCGGCUAGAACGGACAAUAAAACUACACGAACAAUUGCUUAAAGAAGCAGCACCAUCUCUCCGGAAAGAUGGUAGACAGUGGGAUAUGGAAGCCAUUAAAGCAAAUGCAGUAUGGUGCGAAGAUGGCGCUCGAUGGCAAUUACCGCAGGAAUUACUGCAGCGUUUGAAAUUGCCACCGGCAGAACGAUGUGCUUCGGCUCAGGGAACUCCAAUGCCACCAUCAUCGCCUCCACUUGAUCCACUUCGGCUGAAACUGCAGCGAAGCGAUGGCGCCACCAUCGCUGAAACCUAUUUCAGACCAAGACGAGCAGCUGAACUGCUACGAGCGCCACGCGAAGCUUGGCACGAAAACAGACGAUGGCCAGCUGUCAAAGAGAUCUGGACGCCUCACACAAGGUGAAGUGAUUUAUUUUCUGGUUUAUUGGUUUUGUAUUUUUAAAAAAAGAUACAUUGGGCUUCAAAAAAUAUAUCUCUUUCAUAAUAAA